AUGGACGACUACACAGAUGACAGUUACCGAAGAGUCAAAAACGACUCAGAAGCAAAAAGAGAAAGAGAAAAGGCGAUGGUAAAGAACUUGAUUACUAUAACUUUUCCUUGUUGAUACAACGAGCUUUCCUUUUUUGGACGCACAUUCAUUGGGUUGUGUGAGUAGAAAAACGAUUCUUGUUGCAUACUGGGUUAGCAAGAAAACGCGUUUGACUCAGGCGCUCAAAGCGCAGGGCUGAAGCAGGAACCUAUCUAAUCGAAUCUAAUCUAAUCACAACAAUGGACCAAACAACUUCUCAAACCACUCCAGGCUUCCUUCGGUGCCAUGGACGAAGAUGUCGAUAGACGUGGAUCUGGCGGUAUCAACUAUGCUGAGAUCCAUCAGAGACCAGGCGCUAGUGUCGGCAUCAAUCCUGCCCUUUCUCCAGAACCAGAAGGCUUUGAUGACUCACCGUUAUCGCCAUUUGCGGAUUCUGUAAGCGGUGGAUUCCACUUCGGUGGUGGCUUGAGCAGUGCUGCAAGCGAUCCAGG
Molecule: messenger RNA, 530 nt
Organism: Amoebophrya sp. A25
Lineage: Eukaryota; Dinophyceae; Syndiniales; Amoebophryaceae
Source: the annotation of a GenBank genome assembly